Neurospora hispaniola is the source of this 6263-nucleotide messenger RNA. RefSeq lists its product as uncharacterized. NCBI's taxonomy places the organism in Eukaryota, Fungi, Ascomycota, Sordariomycetes, Sordariales, Sordariaceae. The record is from RefSeq and is a predicted model, not a curated record. The transcript has 3 exons. Bases 99 to 6161 code for a protein of 2020 amino acids.
UCACGCUCAUUAUCACCUACUGUGUCCAAAUCGUUAUCUUCUCUUCUUCACCUUGAGAGGCAAGAUCACCACUUCGGCAUCCAGUCGCUGACACCAAGAUGCGUCUCAACGCGUCUCUGGGCGUGCUCUCGGGCAUAGCCUGGACAACAUCCGGUGCUGUUGUCCCUCGCAACCUCGAUUACGACAUCGACACGACUUGCACAAGCACCGAGACAGACCAAGGCACUGUCUUCGUCACUGUCCCCGGCGGCAACUCUCCGACUGCUGCUGCCCCAGCUGGUUCGGUCUUCACUCUCACGGUUCCUGUUGGCGGUUCUGAUCCUGGUGCCGGGUCUCCCGGGUCAUUCGGUUCACCUUCUGGUUCUGGCAACAAUGGUCUUCUUUCUUCCACCUGCACCACUGAGUCUUCCCCCUUCGGUUCUCCCUUCGGCUCUGCUGACACUCUUGAACCUGUCACCAUCACCAUCACAGCUCUCUCUACUCCCAUGAGCACGGUCACCAUCCCGGUAUCAACCAUCACAAUCAACACACCUGGCGCUGGUUCUGGUGCUAGCAAUAACGGCAACGGUAACUCCCCUGGUUCAAUUGUCACAGUCACUGCCCCCCAAGCAUCUCCCAGCCCAGCUUUUCCAGGCUCUGGUUCUGAUAUCACAAUCACCAUUCCCGGCGGCUCGGGCUCCGGUUCCUCUCCAGCAGGAGUGACUGUGACUGUUCCUCAAAUAUCUGGGCAGGCCGGUGAAGUUGUCACUCUCACAAUACCGGAAGGCCCCAGCCAGUCGGCCACUGUUGUGCUCACUGUCACCAUUCCUGACGUUGCAGACAGUCCUGGGUCAUGGUCUACCAUCGUUUCAGCUCCUGGCCUGAAUGGCGCGACAUCUGGUCCGCUUGUCACUGUCAUCGGCGGUACAUCGGCUGGUCCACAAGUGCCAACCAACUUGCCAGUGCCUGGAGGUCUCCUUUCCUCGACAUGCUCCGAUGCGCUCACACCUGGGGCUGGCGGCUCCGGCAACCCUGGUUCCGGCAAUACCCUCACCGUUCCUUUGCCUCAGCUCACCACGAUUCAGGGAGGCAAGGAGUCCUACCCACCAUUCUUCGGCGGUCCGAAUCCUCUGACAAUCACUUACACGAUUCCUGCCGAGCCUGGAAUGCCCACUCCUCUUGUCGAGACUCUCACUGUGACACCCAACCUCCCCUACCCACCUGGCGACCCGGGCUCCUCAUACGGACCGACUGAUCUGACUAUCCCACUUGGUCCUUUUGGCGUUCACAGCACUGUGUCCGCUGGGGAUUCAUCAGGUCUCACAUUGGUCACAUACACCGUCCCUGCUGAUGGCAACUCGCCUGGCUACACCGGCGUCUUCACUUUGACACCUGGUGCCGGCUCGUCUCCCGACCAAGGCGGUCAGAAUGGCGGAUCGCCCGUCACUGUCACUGUUCCCGAGGCCACUCAGCCCGGUCAGAAUGGCGGAUCGUCAGGCGAAACUGGCUACCCUCCUUAUGGCGGCUCUGCUGCUCCUGCGGGCAAUGGAUCACCCGACACUGUCACUUUGACUGUUCCCCAAGCUGGCGCUCCCACUCAGUCUUUUCCUGGCCAAGGUUCUGGUCAGUCUGGCUUCGGCUCCGGCAACCAAGCUCCCACAGUCACGCUUACGGUUCCUGCCAGCAGCACUCCGGGUUCAGGCUUGGGUGGCCAAGGCAGCGGUCCUGGGUAUGGCAACGGCCAGUCGACUUGCUUGACGCUGACAAUUCCUGGAGCAAACUCUGAUGGUCAGUCUAGCCUUUUGACUGUCACUGUUCCAGCUGGUUCUGGUUUCCCCGUUGGCGGUGCUCCUUCUGUGCCUUACAAUGGCCCCUCGGAUCCGGUCACCGUUACAGCUUUCCCCUUUCCAGGCGCCUCUGUCCUCCCUGGCAGCAGCCCGUCUGGCUCAGGCGACGAGGGUCAGUCAACCUGCCUGACUCUUACGCUUACUGGAGCCAACGGCCAGCCGAGUCUUGCCACUGUUACUGUUCCAGUUGCCUCAGCGUUCCCUAAUGGUGGUGCUCCAUCGGCACCCUAUAAUGGCCCUUCGGGUCCGGUUACCGUCACAGUUCCACCGACUCCCGGAAGCGGCUCCUCUGGUUCAGGCGAUGAUGAUCAGUCGACUUGCUUGACCCUCACACUUACCGGAGCUAAUGGCCAGCCCAGCCUUGUCACUUUCACGGUUCUCGCUUCAGACUAUCCCUCUGGCGCUUCUCCUUCUGCUGUCAACACCAAUGGCCCGUCCGGUGUUGUCACUGUUGUCGUUCCCGAGACCACCGAUUCCAGCGGUUCCUUCCCCGGAAGCGGCUCGUACGGCUCGGGUGGCAAUGGCCCAUCAGCUGUCUUGACCGUCACUGUUCCUGACAACUCCGGUUCCGGGUCUGGUCCGUCUGCAAGCGAUCCUUACGGCUAUGGCGGCGGAAAUGACCAGCCUGGCGUGAUUACCGUCACGGAACCUGCUGGUUCUCCAUCUGCUGCCUCUGGGUCUCCCAUCGUUGUCACUUACACCGUUCCCGCUGGACCAGGCGAGACCGAGUCUUCCUAUGCCGUCACUUACACCCUCCAGCCAUCAUCGGGAUCUGGCUCAUCACCUUCGGUCAGCGGUGGUCCUGCAGGGUAUGGAAACGGUGGUAGCAACCCAUUCGGAUCUGGUUCCAACCCCACUGGUUCCUCUAGUGGGCUUUCUCCCAUCACGAUCACCCUCGGGCCGUCUGAUGGGUUCGCUACACCCGUGGUUGUCACAUACACUCCUGGUGUGACGGGACAACCGUCUAGUCCUUCGCCCACACCUUCUGAGAUUGUCGUUUCAGAGUCGGGAACUCUCUUUACCAUCACGCUUCCUGGAUCUGGGUCCUUGCCUUUCACAACCUCGCCUGCCUCAUCGGAGAUUGUCAUUUCUGAGUUUGGGACUUUGUUCACCAUCACCGUUCCUGCAACAGCUCCGGCCGCUCAGCCCACUGUUGCCAGCGGUUCUGUCAAUGUUCCCGGAUACGGCUCUGGUGCCGGGUCUGGUGCUGGUUCUCUUCCCAGUGGCCUCACGGUCUUCACCAUCACUCCCACUUCUGGUUCACCGUAUGUUGUCACCAUUCCUGUUGGCGGCGGCUCCGGCUCCAGCCCUUCCAAUGUUUUGACUGUCACUGAGGGUCCGUCCCCCACUGGCUAUGGAACAGGGUCUGGAUCUGGAAGCUCCCCUAACAAUGGCGAGUUCACUAUCACCAUUGACGGCACACCGGUCGUUGUUCCUCUUCCUCAGAGCAACCCAGGCGGCAACCCCGCCACUGGCUCCGGCGUCGUGACUGUCACCGAGGGAGGCAAUGGCUUGGCCACUCCUGCAGCUGGCACAGUGUUUACUCUCACGCUCUCUGGUACACCUGUCGCCGUCACCGUUCCUGCCAGCGGCAACACGGCUCCUGUCGGUCAGGGAGGCAUCCUGACUGUGACUGAGGGAUUGCCUUCUGGUUCACCAUCCAUCGUCACCGUUCCGGCCGGUGCUGGAGGCGUCACGGCUCAGCCUUCUGCGACUCCAUAUGGCGGCUCUUUUCCCGGUGGAGAAGUCAUCACUGUGAUUGGACCUGAUGGACAUCCUACUGUUCUUACGAUUCCUGGCGGCGGCAACCCAGCAGCCACUCAAAAUGGCCCAUCCAAUGUCUUGACUAUCACUGAGGGUGGUGCUGCUCCUACCGGAAGUGUCCAACCUGGUGGGAAUGGUGUCGGCACUGCAUUCACCGUCACUUUGUCGUCGCCUGGCAAUGGGCAAGGCAGUGGACCCCAAGGCUCCGGACAGGGCAAUGGUCCUCAGGGUUAUGGCUCACCCAACUCCGGUCUUGGUCCCGUCUUGACCAUUACUGAGUUGCCUUCCGGGGUUGCCGGUGGUCUACAACCCGGUGCAACUGGAUUUGCCACUGCCCUCACCUUCACCAUUCCAUCGGGCUCUGGCAUCGGACCCUCUGGUUCGAACAAUGGUCCCUUCGGCUCCGGGAACGGGCCUCUUGGUUAUGGCAGUGGGCCCGUUGGUUCCGGCAAUGGCCCUCAAGGCUACGGUUCACCCAACUCCGGUCUUGGUCCUGUCUUGACCAUCACUGAAUUGCCUUCCGGGGCUGCCGGUGGUCUACAACCCGGUGCAACUGGCUUUGCCACUGCCCUCACCUUCACCAUUCCAUCGGGCUCUGGCAACGGACCCUCUGGUUCGAAUAACGGUCCCUUCGGUUCUGGCAAUGGCCCUCAAGGCUACGGUUCACCUAACGCUGGUGCCGGUUCCAUUUUCACCAUUACUCAGGGAGGAGCUGGCGCUGCUCAGUCUACUGGUCCUAUCUUGACCGUGUCGGAGGUUGUCCUAUCGGAAACCAUUCCUAUUGGCUCUGGUCUUUACUCGGUCGUUGCAUUCACCACUACUCUCGGCUCUGGUUCUGGCUCUGGUCCUGGCUCUGGCCCAAGCAUUGUCACCAUCGAUCCCAACGGUUCCGGUAACGGUCUCAACUCUCCCUCUGCAAUUGGCGGUGGUGCUUUUGCGACCACUUUGACUUUGGCACGUCCCUCCGCUGUGAUUGCGACGGCACCUGCUCUGGGUCCUCAAGUCGUCACUGUUCUGCCUUCGAUCUUCACUGUCUGGCCUCAGAACACACUGGUCACCACCACCUCGUGUACCACCAGCAAUGGCGGCGCCUUCUUUGACCCCGGUCAGAACGGCGGCAUUGGUCCCUCUGUCGUUACCAUGUGGCCGACGUACUCCAUUGACACCACUUGUACCAAGUCCUCGACCAGCUAUAUCUCCGCCAGCGCUGUUGCGCCAGCCCCGUCCUCCGAGUCAUCCACUGUAUUGAUGUUAAGCAGCUCAACCUUGGCUGUCAUUAGCUCAGCGCCUUCUCUACCAUCACCCAGUGACUCAUCUACCGUCCUGAUGCUGAGCAGUUCCACCCUUGCUGUGAUCAGUUCAGAGCCCGCAACUCCCUCAGCCGUUGCUCCAGAGCCCGUUAGCACUGCAUCCGGGGAACAGGCCAUCCCAACACUGACAACUGAGCCUCCCAGCUCUUCUAACGAGGGCCAAGCCAUUCCCACUCUGACUGCCGAGCCUGCUGAACCUACCAGCGCUGCCGGUGGUGGCCAGCCUAUCGAGCCUUCUGAACCUACCAGCGCUGCCGGUGGUGGCCAGCCUAUCGAGCCUUCUGAACCUACCAGCGCUGCCGGUGGUGGCCAGCCUAUCGAGCCUACCGACUCAUCCGGCGGUGGCCAGAGCAUUCCCGUUGUGACUCCCGAGCCCUCCACUUCGUCAGAUGAGCAGGCGAUUCCCACAUUGUCAUUCGAGGUCCCGCCGGAGUCCUCUGCUGGUGAAGAGGUUCCUCCUCCCCAGACCGAGUUUGGCCUUGGCCAUAUUCACCCCCGUGCUGCGCAUAUUACCGUUAUUCCCACCCCUUCCUCGGUUGCCCCUGACUCGGUUUCUACGGCGUCUGUUGCAUGCGGCUCACUUGGUGAUCGUGGUGGUUACACCUUCAGGUUUGAUGACAUUCCCGCUCCCGAGACACUGAACAGCGACACCAACAGUGCCAUGGUUGUGCGCCAUCAGCUCGUUCCUCGUCCGUAUCACCGCUUCUUGUUCUCGGAUGACUUCCGUGUCGUGCCUCCGCCUCAGUCGCGCUUUGUCCCGUCCUCUGGGUCCCAGAUGGUUCAAUACGAUGGCGCAUCCAAGAACGUUGCACAAAUCGGCCUCGCCCAGCUUCGCAACAACCCUUGCUUCCGCUUCGACUUCCUCGGUGUCAGCCUUGGUUGCAACUCGACUGUUGAGCCAUGCGUCUUCAACGUCAAGGGCAUCCAGUGGAACGGUGUUCACGAUGUGAUCCAGGCGAACAAGACUUUUGUGGUUGGCGCUUGCAAGAACAUUGACAGCUGUGUUCUCCGCCAUCAGAUCCUGGAUUCUGCUACUGCACUGCAAUUCACCAACUUGACUGCAGUCAACAUCACGUUGACGGUUGCCGGCAAGCCCGUGACCUGGUGGGCUGAUGACUUCCAGGUCGCCUGGACGGAGAAUGACUGCACCACUGCCGCAUGCCGGGCACUUGUGCCAAACACCGCCUCUACUCCUCAAAAGCCUUGGGGUGUUUCUGAAGAGGUGAAGGCCAAGGGUCUUCGUUGGUCUAUUCGUCGCUGAAGGGCUGAGAUGUUUGUUUUAUGACAAGUCGCUUGACUUUGAUUCUGAGCGGUUCUCUCACUCUUUUUCUCAUUUGUCCCGCUUGGGAAUUGUGUUAAUAUU